Molecule: messenger RNA, 894 nt
Organism: Blastomyces dermatitidis ER-3
Lineage: Eukaryota; Fungi; Ascomycota; Eurotiomycetes; Onygenales; Ajellomycetaceae
Product: NUDIX family hydrolase
Exons: 2
Coding region: 1-894 (297 amino acids)
Biological process (GO): ribose phosphate metabolic process; nucleoside phosphate metabolic process
Molecular function (GO): ADP-glucose pyrophosphatase activity; ADP-ribose pyrophosphatase activity
Source: RefSeq, a predicted model, not a curated record
AUGUCGACUUUUAUUAUCCCAAACAGCACCCCGCAGAUCCCCGUUGCCCUCACGCCCGAUCUUUCGCAGGACCAAUUACUUGCAUUCCCAGCCUUCAAGAUCUGGCUGUCGACAUUACAGCACUCCCUUUCCAGACAAGCUAAUCCGUCUCAUGAAUUCCACGCAGCUCCCUAUACCUUGCGCCACAUACAGAUACAGGCGGUGGACUUCUUCGGCGGCAAUCGUUUGGGGUUCGUGAAGCUCAAGGCUGAUGUUUCUAAUGAUCAUGGCGAGAAGUUGCCAGGAAGUGUGUUUUUGAGAGGUGGGAGUGUUGGGAUAUUGCUAAUCCUCCAACCAAACGAUGUCCCUGAAAACUCCGAAACCGACAAACACGCCAUCCUAACCAUCCAGCCCCGUAUUCCGGCCGGUUCCCUCGCCUUUCCCGAAAUACCCGCGGGGAUGCUUGAUGAUGAUACCGGCACUUUCGCCGGCGGGGCAGCUAAAGAAAUAAAAGAAGAAACCGGCUUAGUUAUACUGCAGGACGAACUUAUAGCCAUAACUGCACUUGCGAAUAGCUUACCGAGAAGGGACCAGAAACAAGAAACGAGAGGGGGAGGUGAAGGUUCAGGAAGAAAAGAUACCAAUGGCAACGGAGAAGAAAAGUUGCAGACAGGUGUAUACCCUUCACCGGGAGGAUGCGAUGAAUUCAUACCACUCUUUCUAUGCCAGAAACGCAUGGCUAGGAAGGAAAUUGAGGAGCUUCACGGGAAAUUGACGGGGCUGAGGAAAGAGGGGGAGAAAAUUACGUUGAAGGUUGUCAAGUUGGAGGCGGUGUGGAGGGAGGCAUGGCGGGAUGGGAAGACGUUGGCGGCUUGGGCGUUAUAUCGGGGAUUAAAGGAGGAGGGGGUUCUGUGA